CGAGAAGCCAUCUAAUUCCACUCUUGGUUUUCUCGGGUGUUUGCCGCAUUUGUGAGAUUUUUCAGCAGGUGUCGUCUGCCGGAAGCAACAGUGAAAUUAAAUCGGAUUGUGAACAUUCUAGGUAGAGCAAAGUGAUCUUCGAUACACGUCCUCCUACAUAAGACGUCGUUGAUGGCUUCCGGAUUCAUUCAUAUGCAUCAGUAAUCUCAACAUCAUCCCCAGUCUUCUGUUCUGCUCUUCUACUCCCAUAGCCAUAAUUUCACCAAGGCACACGCAAUCCUGUUCACCAAUCUGACCCAGGAGAACUGCGCCACAUCGACAGCUUCGACACGGCCCACGUCCACUGAGACGGACCCGGAGGAUGUCAGUUGAGGUCCAAAACGGAGGGGGAGGUGUCUCUGGUGAGAAGAGCUCUCUGGACUUCUCAAACCCAACAGAUCAAAACGCCAGUAGCAAUGGCAUCCCUCAAGCGCCGGCCAGUGAUGAAGGGGACAACCACAAGACGGUCGAGCCACAAUAUGUGGAGGGCUUCAAGCUCUUCCUGAUAGGCAUCAUAUCCACUGCAAUUCCACAGAUCACCGACGAGUUCCAUUCCCUGAGCGACGUGGGUUGGUACGGCUCUGCGACCUUCCUCAUCGUCGCCGCGACCUCGGCAACGUGGGGUAAGCUGUACAAGUACUGCAACGCAAAGUGGGUGUUCUUGAGCUCCAUGGCAUUCUUCAUGAUUGGUAGCAUCCCCGCCGCCGCCGCCCCCAACAGUCAGUCCAUCAUCGUGGGCAGGGCCAUCCAGGGCCUCGGCAUCGCCGGCUCCAUGAGCGGCUCCAUCAUCGUCAUCAACUUUGUCUCUCACCCCAGCAAGCACCCUCUGCUCAUAGGAAUCUGGACUGGUGUCUUUAUGAUCUCGACGAUCCUCGGACCCAUCAUCGGCGGGGCAUUCACUAGCGGCGUUACGUGGCGAUGGUGCUUCUGGAUUAACUUGCCGCUCGGCGUUCCUGUCAUCGUCCUGCUGCUCCUGUUCCUACACAUACCAGACCACAUUAAGCCAGCCCCAGCAACGUGGAAAGAGAUCAUAAUGCAGCUGGAUAUCCCCGGACUGGCCACCUUGCUCGCGUCGCUUGUGUGCCUCACAUUGGCCAUGCAGUGGGGCGGCCAGACUAGACCGUGGAGUGACGGCUCAGUCAUCGCAACGCUGGUCAUGUUCCCCGUCCUAUUCCUGGGCUUCAUUCUGGUAGAAUAUUUCCAGAAGUCACGGGCAAUGAUUCCUUUGAGGUUGCUCAAACCACGCAUCGCGUGGGCGAAUGCUUUGUACAAUUUUGUGUCCAACUCGGCCUUCUACCAGGUCAUGUUCUAUCUCCCUGUCUAUUUCCAGUCUAUCAAGGGCCAAUCUGCCAUCAUGAGCGGCGUCUAUACGCUGCCGUUUCUCGCGUUCUUUGCUCUUGGUGCGGUGUCUAGUGGUGCCACGAUUGGCAAGACGAGAUACCUGGUACCCAACCAACUGGUCAGCACGCUCUUGAUGACUGCUGGAAUGGCCCUAUUAUAUGAGUUUGACGUCGAUACCCCGAAAUCUUGGUACGUCGGUGCCCAGGUGCUCUUCGGCUUCGGCGUCGGCUUCGGCAACCAGGUUCCCGUCACCGCAGUGCAGGGCUUGUCGAAGCCCGAGGACGUGCCCAGCUCCACUGCGCUCAUGUUCAGUAAGUGUUCAUUUUGUGGCCGAUACUCUUGGGUCCGCAAAGACUGACCACAUGACCAAAC
Diaporthe batatas is the source of this 1752-nucleotide messenger RNA. RefSeq lists its product as uncharacterized. Gene Ontology annotation, molecular function: transmembrane transporter activity. NCBI's taxonomy places the organism in Eukaryota, Fungi, Ascomycota, Sordariomycetes, Diaporthales, Diaporthaceae. The record is from RefSeq and is a predicted model, not a curated record. The coding region runs from base 362 to 1738 and encodes 458 amino acids. Gene Ontology annotation, biological process: transmembrane transport. The transcript has 4 exons.